This is a messenger RNA of Scheffersomyces stipitis CBS 6054, 684 nucleotides long. RefSeq lists its product as uncharacterized. The transcript has a single exon. Gene Ontology annotation, biological process: protein targeting to membrane; peptidyl-L-cysteine S-palmitoylation. Gene Ontology annotation, cellular component: endoplasmic reticulum palmitoyltransferase complex; extrinsic component of endoplasmic reticulum membrane. NCBI's taxonomy places the organism in Eukaryota, Fungi, Ascomycota, Pichiomycetes, Serinales, Debaryomycetaceae. The record is from RefSeq and is a predicted model, not a curated record. The coding region runs from base 1 to 684 and encodes 227 amino acids.
AUGAAUGAUCCUAACUCCAAGUAUGAGUGCCAGAACGAUACACUGAAGGAGUCAUCUGUGAAGCCACCCCUUCAAUUCUUCAACCCUCAUGAAUUUAUGGUUACUAAUGAGAAUCCCAUUUUGCCCAAGGAAAAUGAAGCAAAGUUGGUUAUUAACCAUUUUCCCAAUAUCUACGAGCCUCGCGAUUCAUUAGCUUAUGCUACAACGAGAAUAAUAAGGAUACCGAGGAUAUAUAGUACUGUUCGAGACUCAGAUUUUAUUCCGCAAUUCCUGACAUAUGUUCCAGGCUCUGAGCCAGCAGCUAUAUCCAAUGAAGACAUCACUGUAUUUGAAGCCAAAGGAAGGUAUGACGACGCAGAGUUUGGAUAUACAUCGUUGACUCCAUUGGUGCCAGGGUUGAUAUCUGAAACUGAAUUUGAGACUAUUGUAAAGACGAUAAACCAGCAUUUGUACGAUUCUUUGAAUCCAUAUAAUGGGCAUUUAUUCAUAGAAAAUGUGCUUGAAUUUCUUACUGGGGGUGUUUAUUCAAAGGUGAUCAACAAGUAUUUGUUCACAGGGUAUUCGAAGAGACGACUUCAGGAUUUGGAGGCAUAUAUAGAGCAUUUGAAUACGGAAGUAUUCAAAGGUCGAGACGGUUUAAAGAUUAUAAAUCCGAGAUUGUCAGGUUUUCUAAGCGUAUGUUAA